Molecule: messenger RNA, 876 nt
Organism: Paramecium tetraurelia
Lineage: Eukaryota; Ciliophora; Oligohymenophorea; Peniculida; Parameciidae
Exons: 5
Source: RefSeq, a predicted model, not a curated record
AUGGAAAAAUUUAGAGCUUAUGCUGAUUCACAUACAGGAAUCAAUCUCUUUGUGCCAGCCUUUGUUAAUUAAAAAAUAUCCCCCCUUAUCCUUUUAAUCCACAUAAUUCUAGGAUCCUUAUUAAUUUUGAUUAGAAUUCCUCUAUUGGCCAUUUUGAUCCUAUUAUUAAAAACAUUGAAUGCUUUGAAAGUAGACUCUCUAAAUUAAUUGAUUGGUAAAUUGAUGUUGUUUACAUGUGGAUUUGUUAACAUCGAGAAUUAGAUUCCAAUUCAAGAUAAGGGUGGAUAACUCAUUUUAUCAAAUCAUUCUAGCCCAAUAGAUUGGAUAUAUUUCUUAGCUUAAUCAUCACCAAACUUUGCAACAUUUGUAGAAAAUGGCGACGAAAUCAGAUAUCAAAUGCUAUCCUUAAAUUAAGUACUUAAGAAUUUGUUUUCAAUUACUACUGUAUAAACAGGAACUGGAGUAUACUUAAAUUAAGUGAUAUAUUAAGAUAAACCAACUUUAUUGUUCUUUGAAGGUUGUUAGACCAAUCAAUUAGGAGUGUUAUCACCACCAAGAUAAAUGAUUACUGAAUUACAGAAACUGGGAUAACCUAUUAACAUUUAUGUGUUAACUUACCCAGACAAAUCUAUUUUUACUCCUAUUAAUACUACAAGGAAUGGGUUAUGGCAUUUUGUAUUGUUGUUGACAAACAUCUGGAAUGAUUUGAGAGUUGUUAGCCAAGAAUUCGACACCUCCAAAGACUAUUAGAAACUCAUAAGUAAUAUCUAUGAAUGUGAAGGAUUGAAAAUAAUCCAUUAAAGAUACACUGUAUAAACAGAAUUCUUAAAUUAUUAUUGGAGAACCUCCAGUGGAAGUUAUAUUAAAUUAGAUUGA